UACUCACUUUAUGCAUUUGUAGUACGUAUAUGAUAGUACACGUGCGUGUGUAACCUCAAAUUGGUAAAACUUAAAAAACAAGAGAGAUAUAUGUAAUUUUUUUCAUUAAAUUUAGACAAAUAUAAAAUGGGGUUGACCAAACAAUAUUUGAGAUACGUUCCAGCAGGUAAUACAAAUAUAAUUGCAAGCCCACAUUGUAAUAUUGUUUUUGUAACCUUGGAAGAUCAAGAAGGUAGAUUUAUUGCUGCUGCUGCAUGUGAACAUGUAUACAUUUGGGAUCUACGGCUUGGAGAAAAGGCGCAGGUGUUAUCUGGAGAAAAGAUAUGUGUAACACGUCUAGCUGCAUCGCCCAAUAAAAGGCAUAUUGCUGUCGGUUACGCAGAUGGUACAGUAAAGAUCUUUGAUUUAAUCUCUGGUGAAAAUGUCAGUGUAUUUGUAGGACACAAAUCUGAAAUAACAGCAUUAGCAUAUGAUGCUUUUGGAACUAGAUUAGCCACUGGUUCCAAGGAUACAGAUAUCAUUAUUUGGGAUGUUGUAGCCGAAACAGGAAUAUGUCGAUUAACUGGGCACAAAGGUGUUAUAACUAAAUUGGUAUUCAUGAAAGAGCAUAACAUUAUUAUUAGCAGUAGCAAAGAUACAUUUGUAAAGUUUUGGGAUUUAGACACGGAACAUAACUUCAAAACUCUUACUGGACAUAGAUCAGAAGUUUGGAGUCUUGUCUUAAUGAAGGAUGAUCAAUAUUUAAUAACAGGAUGCAAUGAUAAAGAAUUGCAUGUCUGGAAAAUAACCUUCCUUGAUAACAAGAGCAUUGAACUCGAUACUGCUGUAAGUGCUUUGGAUCUUGAUGAAGAGGACGAGGAAAGCAUGGAUAUGGAUAUGAAAUAUCCUAUAAAAUGUAAGAAAAUUGGAGGUAUAUUAAGAGCAGGUGGUGGCCGAGUUACCUCAUUAGAAGUUGACUCUACCUGCAAAGUUGUUGGAUGUCAUGGAGUGGGGAAUUCCAUAGAAUUGUUUCAUCUAUUACCCAAUGAUACAAUAAAGAAUAGAUUUGCGAAUAGAUUGAGGAAGGAAAGACGUAAAGCUCAACAGGAAGGGAAUGAUACAGAGAAGGAGCUAUCAAAUGCACCAUCUCUCAGGGAUGAGAUAAAACGUUUACCUAUUGUUCAAAUAUCCGGUAAAGCAAAAGGGCUUGAUUUAAUUAUGGGCAAAGGAAACGAACUUAGAGUAUGCAUUGGAGUGAGUAACAAUUCAAUUGAAUUACAUUCUUUGCACAUGGAAGAGAACAAUCCAAAAGAAGUGAAGCGUUUACGUUCAAUAACGGCACAUGGGCAUCGUACAGAUGUCCGAGCUGUUUGUUUUAGCUCCGACAAUUUGGCAUUUGCUACCGUUAGUGGAGAUUCUGUUAAAUUAUGGAACAGGCCAACAUUGGCGUGUUUACGCACAGUACAGUGUGGUUACGCUUUGACGGUAACAUUUGUGCCAGGUGAUAGACAUCUAAUUGUUGGUUUAAAGGACGGUAAAAUGCUUAUUAUUGAUAUCGCAUCUGGCGAUAUUUUGGAAGAAGUGGUGGCACAUUCCAAGGAGCUUUGGAGCAUAACAUUAUUUCCUGAUUUGAAAGGGGUUGCUAGCGGUGGUGGUGAUCAAACGGUGAAAUUUUGGAACUUUGAACUCAUUCAAGAUCCUGACAAUCAGAUAAAGGCGAAGGUUCUUUCUGUCUUACAUACAAGAACUCUUAAGCUUGAAGAAAGCGUACUGUGUGUAAAAAUAAGUCCAAAUAACAGAUUUGUUGCCGUUUCUCUAUUGGACUGUACCAUUAAAAUCUUCUUUUUAGAUACAUUUAAGUUCUUUGUAUCACUUUAUGGACACAAGUUACCAGCAUUGUGCAUGGAUAUAUCUAGCGACUCUACACUCAUAGCAACCGGUUCCGCCGAUCGCAACGUUAAAAUCUGGGGUUUGGAUUUUGGCGAUUGCCACAAAUCCAUAUUCGCGCAUGACGACUCUAUUACGGGUCUCUCGUUCGUACCUGGAACACAUUACUUUUUUACCUCUGGAAAAGAUGGAAAAAUCAAACAAUGGGAUGCCGAUAUAUUUCGAAAGAUCAUCACGUUAAAAGGCCAUACUGGAGAAAGUUGGAAUUGUUGCGUUUCACCAAACGGGAUUUUUGUCGCUUCGUGCGGUUCUGAUAAGGUAAUCAGAUUAUAUGAGAAAACUAACGAACCGUUAGUAUUAGAAGAUGAAGCGGAAGAAGAAAGAGAACAACAGGAAAAUGAACUAGUCACUGGGGAAACCACUACAGUAUUAGGACAGAAGCAACAAGCGUUGCCUUCUAGAAAGACUGUUAACAGUGAAAAGGCUGCUGAAUUGAUAUUGGAAUGUUUGGAAGUGUCCAAACAAUACGAGACAGAAUCGAAUACAGCUGUUUCUGAUGGUAAAGCACCGCCUCUUCCUCUGUUAAUGCAAGCUUACAAUUGUACAAACACAGAAGACUUCUUACUGGAAACCUUUAAGCGUGUUAGGGCAAGUGAAUUGGAAGAAACCUUACUGUUAUUGCCAUAUUCUGCCGCCUCUGAUAUUUUGCAGAGACUCCCCAGCUUGUUGAAAAGAAAUUAUCAUGCUGAGUUAUUAGCCAAAUUAGCUUUGUGCUUAAUUCAAGCAUAUCACAGUCCAAUAAUAGCCAAUCAAAAUCUUUUGCCUACAUUAGAAAUCGUGAAGAAGCUCGCUGUAGAAAGGAUAUCCACUUUAAGAGAUACUGUUGGAUUUAAUUUGCAUGGUAUGAUGUAUAUCCAACGUGUUCUCGAGGAACGAGAAGGAAUCAAAUUUUUCAGGGAUGCUACUAAGAAUAGCGAACACAAAAACGAAGUCAGAAGAAAUAAGGAAAAGGCUAAGAAGAGAGCGAUUAUGAAACUGAUCACUGUUUAUCUGCAUUUCCUGUAAACGAAGAUAGAGAAUGGAUCACGAGGACGAAUUUCUUAAUGCCUUCUUCACACAGGUCGCUCAAUUGUGCUCCGAGAAGGCUAAGGAAACAGUUG
Molecule: messenger RNA, 3026 nt
Organism: Formica exsecta
Lineage: Eukaryota; Metazoa; Arthropoda; Insecta; Hymenoptera; Formicidae
Product: WD repeat-containing protein 3
Exons: 15
Coding region: 127-2931 (934 amino acids)
Biological process (GO): maturation of SSU-rRNA
Cellular component (GO): Pwp2p-containing subcomplex of 90S preribosome; small-subunit processome
Molecular function (GO): protein binding; snoRNA binding
Source: RefSeq, a predicted model, not a curated record